Molecule: messenger RNA, 1839 nt
Organism: Aspergillus tubingensis
Lineage: Eukaryota; Fungi; Ascomycota; Eurotiomycetes; Eurotiales; Aspergillaceae
Product: putative C6 transcription factor
Exons: 6
Coding region: 1-1839 (612 amino acids)
Biological process (GO): regulation of DNA-templated transcription; DNA-templated transcription
Molecular function (GO): DNA binding; DNA-binding transcription factor activity, RNA polymerase II-specific; zinc ion binding
Source: RefSeq, a predicted model, not a curated record
AUGGCCGAUACUAAGUCGCGCCCUUUGGCUCCCGCCCCGCCGGGUGCCAACGCCGCUCUCGAUGCCCAACAACGCAGGAAAAAUGUAGGCACCGCCUGUGCCGCCUGCAAGACUCGAAAGCUCAAGUGCACAGGUUCCGUGCCCUGUGCCAACUGCGUCAAGAGCAAAGUCGAAUGUACCCUCGACCGGAGUGCCGAUAAGCGUCGUCGGGGCGCCCUCAAACGCAAAAUCGAUCAGCUCGCCGACCAGGAGGAUCUUCUUGUCCGGCUCGUCAGCGUUCUCCGCGAGAGUGGCAACCGUCGCGCUGUUCCCUUGAUCAACCUCAUCCGCAGUGACGCCUCGUUGGACGAGAUCCGUUACUACAUCAACCACCAGCUGCCUCGCUUGGACCUAGCCCAAACUCCGGAACUAGUCGAAGUAUGCCAGGAGGUGAAGCAACUCCAGCCGUCUGAGUCGCGGUCCAUGCGGCGGAUUCUCGACGCCAAACGGUUAUCCGACAUUCCUCGCUUUCAGGUCCCCGCUCGACCUUGGACGACCGUCGUCUCCGAUAAUGAUUUCGUUUCCCAUCUCAUCUCGCUAUGGCUCACAUGGUCGCAUCCGUUUCGAAACUGGAUCGAUAAGGAAUUGUUUGUGCGGGACAUGCAGGCAGGAUCGCUGUCGGCUCGAUUUUGCUCACCGUUCUUGGUCAACAUUAUCCUAGCGGAAGCUUGCGCAUACUCUGAUUAUCCCGAGGCAUAUGCGAGACCGGGAGAUGCGGCUUCGAAAGGAGCCCGCUUUUACGAGGAGGCCAAGCGUUUACUGGACAAGGAAGAGGGGCGGAUUACGCUUCCAACCGUCCAGGGACUAGGUGUAUUGUGGGCAUGUGCUUCGAUGACUGGGCGGGAUCGCCAAGGGUGGAUUCACCGCGGCCAACUUGCCUAUGCUAUCCAGGAACUUUCGCAGAAGAAUUCCGUUCUGGCGUCCGAUGCCGAUGAAGAUACGCUCCGCAUGGUUCGAGUUAUCAAUGGGACCGUUUGGGGACUGUUUAACAUGGCCACAAGUCACGCCUUGGCCGACAAGAGCCGCCCUUUAAUCAAGCCGCCGCAGCGCCACAGUCUACCCCUCGUCAGCCAUGAAGGCGACUCGGACGAAUGGCGACCGUAUCCGGAUCACGCAGAAGGAACUGAGGGGCAUUCUGUCUGUCUGUUCAGCGCGCUGUGCGGCUUGAGUUUGAUUGCCUACGAUGUAGCGACCUUCUUCCACCGCGAGGCGCCAUCGCGCCCACGGGCGGAGACGGAAAGCAAAGUGGCAGACCUUUAUGAGCGUCUUCGUCUCUGCUCCGAUCGGUGGCCCACGUGUCUGAAGACUAAACUCGAGGCUCCGCAUAUCCUCUGUUUACAUAUGUAUCACCAUGCGAUCAUCAUGAGAAUCUACGAGCCGUUGAAAGAAUAUUCUACACUGCCCGUUCCGACUAUUUCGCCUGUGCGCUCCCGUGAGAUGUGCUUCUCGUCAGCGCGUAAUAUCGCCCACCUGAUGCGGAUCCACCGUUCUUGCUGGGGUCUCGACCGCAUGCCCGUCAGCAACAUCCAGUGUAUCACCGAGGCUUUGUUCACGUUGCUGGAUGACUUGGAGGAGCCCAACAACCGGGAGGCAUUUAUCACCCUCAGUAUCGCGGCCAAGGCAUUUUCGCGACGAUGGGAGUCGAGCCGGACCAUCCUGGGCACGCUCCGCACGACCGCCCAGGCGAAGAGGCUGGCACUGCCCACGGAAACCGACUCGCUGUUUACCAUUACGGUUGCGCCGCCGCCGCUUGGCGUGCGCGACAGCGUUGACCUCCUUGAUGACAGUGAGGAGGCGUAG